AUGAUGGAAAGUAACAAAACACUAAACUGGGAAUUUUAUCUUCAAGGAUUUCAAGGCGUUCAUAAUGGUAGAAUGAUCAUUUUCCUUUUCUUCCUGGUGAUGUAUCUUUUAGCAUUGGCAGGAAAUACAUUGAUUAUUGCCAUUGUAGUUACCAGUCACAUCCUUCACUCUCCAAUGUAUAUCUUCAUUUGUAACCUGUCAUUUGUUGAGAUCAUAUUUACUUCUAACAUUUUCCCAAACCUGCUUAGUGCCGUUUUGACCGAAGAUGGAACGAUAUCUGUGGAAGGAUGUUUCAUUCAGAUAUUCCUGUUUGGAUGCCUCUCUGUAACAGAAUGCCUUCUUCUCACUAUAAUGUCCUUCGACCGUUACCUAGCUAUCUGCAUCCCACUCCAAUACUACACAAUUAUGGACUUCAAGCUCUGCACAAAACUCUUCACAGGAGCGUGGGCUGGUGGAUUUAUAUUAUCCAUGGCAUCCAGCACCCUUGUAAUUAUGCUAACCUUCUGCGGCCCAUAUAUUAUUGACCAUUAUUUUUGUGAUUUCCUUCUAGUUUUAAAAUUAUCUUGUUUCGAUACUACAGUGGUUGACCUUGAAACAAAAACAUUCUCUGUGGUGGUCGUAGUGCCAUCUUUGAUUUUCGUUUGUUUCACUUAUUUUUCUAUUAUCAAAACCAUUAACAAAAUUCCCUCAAGUACGGGCAAACAGAAAGCCAUAUCUACAUGCAGUUCUCACCUAACAGUGGUGUCUAUGUAUUAUGGGUCACUCAUUGCAAUAUAUGUUGCCCCAAAACAAGAACACUUUUACAACAUGAACAAAACACUUUCUUUACUCUACACUGUAGUGACACCAAUAUCAAACCCAAUCAUAUACAGCCUAAGGAAUCAAGAAAUGAAAAAUUCCUUUGCCAAAAUAAUCAGACAGCUAUUCUCCAAUGAACAGAAUAAGGUUGUCUAA
Messenger RNA from Hyla sarda, 954 nucleotides. Its product is annotated as olfactory receptor 11A1-like. The coding region runs from base 1 to 954 and encodes 317 amino acids. Gene Ontology annotation, biological process: G protein-coupled receptor signaling pathway. Gene Ontology annotation, cellular component: membrane. The transcript has a single exon. The record is from RefSeq and is a predicted model, not a curated record. Gene Ontology annotation, molecular function: olfactory receptor activity; G protein-coupled receptor activity. NCBI's taxonomy places the organism in Eukaryota, Metazoa, Chordata, Amphibia, Anura, Hylidae.